Messenger RNA from Leptonychotes weddellii (Weddell seal), 2250 nucleotides. NCBI's taxonomy places the organism in Eukaryota, Metazoa, Chordata, Mammalia, Carnivora, Phocidae. The record is from RefSeq and is a predicted model, not a curated record.
AUCCGAACGCACCUGAUGCCACUCUCCCGCCACCUGGAGCUCCUUGAGAGCCUGGAGUUUCCCGAGGUGAAGCCACGGCUGCGUCCCCUGCUCCACGUGGUCUGUCUGAUCUGGGCCACCUGCGAGUCCUAUCGCUCCCCAGGGCGGCUCACCAUACUACUCCAGGAGAUCUGCAACCUCCUCAUCCAGCAGGCCUCAAAUUAUCUCUGCCCGGAGGGCCUCCUGAGAAGUGAGGUGGAGGAAAGUCAAAGGAAACUGCACGUGGCCGUGGACACAUUGAGCUUCUUCAAGCAGGGGUUUCAGGACAGAAGGGAGCAUCUCUGUGCUUACUUCAAAGAGAACCAGGAGGUCAGGCAGUGGGAUUUCCAGUCUUCUUUGGUCUUCGAGCGAUUGGAUGGCUUCCUGGGGCGGCUGCUCAUGGUGCAGGAUCUCCUGAAGACAGCCCUGGAUUUCCACCAACUGGGAAAGCUUGAAUUUAGUGGCAUCAGAGGGAAUGCCCUGAGUCAGCAGGUCCAGCAAAUGUACGACGGAUUUCAAGAGAUGUACGGGGUCUUCUCAGAGUCCUCCUAUGACUGCUUGGACCCCCAGAGCAUGGAAUUCGAAAAUGACGUGUGUGAAUUUAACCGAAGAGUAGAAGAUCUUGACCGAAGACUGGGGGCUAUCUUCAGUCAAGCCUUCGAUGAUGCCCCUGAUUUGGAGCACGCCUUCAAGCUUCUGGAUAUAGCAGGGAAACUCCUGGAAAGACCGCUGGUAGCACAAGAUGCAUCUGAAAAAUACUUGCUGCUCAUCCAAAUGUUCAUCAAAGACCUGGAUACAGUGAGGGCGAUAUACAGUCAGCGUGUCCAGGAGGAGGCAGAACUUGGGUUCUCCUCGGUGCACAAGAACAUGCCCACUGUGGCUGGGGGUCUCCGCUGGGCGCAGGAGCUGAGGCAGCGCAUCCAGGGGCCCUUCGCCAACUUCAAGCGCAUCACCCAUCCUUGCAUGGACUCUGCUGAAGGAAAGCGAAUGACCCAGAAAUAUGAAGAUACGCUCUCACUGCUGGAAAAGUAUGAGACAAGACUUUAUGAGGACUGGUGCCAGACAGUGUCAGAGAAGUCACAGUACAAUCUUUCCCGGCCACUCCUGAAACGGGACUCAGAGACGAAGCAGAUCGCCGUCAACUUUAACCCCCAGCUGCUUUCGGUGCUGAAGGAAAUGAGUUAUCUUGAGCCCAGGCAGAUGCAGCGCAUUCCUGAGACAGCGGCAGCCAUGUUCUCCUCCAGGGAAUUCUAUCGGCAGCUCGUGGCUAAGUUGGAGCUGAUGGCAAAUGGGUACAACAAGGUGGUGAAGACUCUUGCAGAGGUGGAGUUUCCCUUAGUGGAGGAAGAGCUGAGGGAUAUCGAUCUCCGCCUGAGAGCUGCAGAGGGGACUCUGAACUGGAAAACAGAAGGCAUUUGGGAUUAUGUCAUUCAAAUCACCAACAGCAUUCAUGGUCUUGAACAAAGAAUUCAGAAAGCUAAAGACAAUGUGGAAGAGAUUCAAAACAUCAUGAAAACAUGGGUGUCUCCAAUAUUUAAGAGAAAAGAUGGAAAAAAGGAAUGCCUUCUUUCCAUGGAUGAUCAGCAUGACCGGAUGGAAAAAUAUUACCAUCUCAUCAGAGAAUCUGGACUUAAGAUUCACGCCCUUGUUCAGGAAAACCUAGGUCUGUUUGCAGCAGACCCAACCUCUAAUAUCUGGAAGACUUAUGUUAACUACAUUGAUGAGAUGUUGCUGGAUGGAUUUUUUCUUGCCAUCGAAUGCUCCCUCAAGUACCUCCUGGAGAACACUGAGUGUAAGGCAGGCCUCACCCCGAUAUUUGAAGCCCAGCUGAGCUUAGCCAUACCAGAAUUAGUUUUCUCUCCGCCCCUGGAGUAUGGAGUGAAGGGUGGUUUCUAUGAUGCUGUUGAGGGUCUGGUCACCAGCAUUUUUGGAAUAUCAUCUCUGGUGCCACGGCUUUCCCCCCAGAACGGCUCUCCCCACUACCAGGUGGACGUGGAGGGCAUGGCCCCUUUGGCAAGCAUGAGGAGCACGCUCCUGGACAGGGUUCAGAGCAUGAUGGCCCUCUGCUGUGGCUAUCGGAGUGCCUUCAGCCAGUAUUCCUACCUCUACGUGGAGGACCGGAGGGAGAUCCUGAGCCAGUUUCUGUUUUUAAAGCGCAGAUUGACUCCUACGAAAGGCUCUAUGAAGAAGUGUGUAGGCUGGAGCCCAUCAAGGUGUUCGACGGCUGGAUGA